GUGUUGCCAUGCUGACCUCCGCUGGCUCCAAACCAGGAUCAUGACGCCACCCUCGCCCCGCCCCCUGCUCUCGAUCUCAGAGACCCCGCCCACGCUCCGCGGCCCCCAACGUUAAAAUAGCAGGCGAGUCCACCGGAACGCAGACUCUUUACAUACAGGGGGGAGGAUAGAAAGAUACAGGGGAAGAAACCUUUUUCACGAAUCUCCUUUUUCGCGGCUUUCGCACUCUUAUAUCCCCCUGGGAUACUCGAGCUACCACGGAAGACUCUAGGCCAGUAGGAAGAGACGCAAUUCUCCGUCAACGCGAAACCCCUUGAGGUGUCCGCCCCCCCCUCUUUUGGUGGGAGCGGUUGGACGCGCCCGGCGCGCGUCAUCCAUUGUUUACAAACCAACCGCAGCACCAACAACAGCGUUGGAGAAGGCAGGGAGCGUGCGGGAGAGGGCUCGCUUGGCAGUUACGAGCGCCGGCGCUGCGGUGGCCGCCCCAGAAACAGCGUCGCGUGCCAAGCGAAGGGGGAAGCAGGCAGGCGAGCAGCGGCGAUGCCUUGCCGGCGGCCGGGCGGAGAACGCUUCCUAUUCUUGGAGCGCGCCGCCGUCUCUUUGCAGAGCGGCGCCGGGACGGCCGGCAGCGGUUCCAAAGAAGUGGACGCCUUGGUGGCCAAGCUGGGCGAGGUGCUGCAGUUGAGCUCCCAGCACCGGACGCCGGCGGCUCCCCGCCUCCUCCCCAGGCACCACGGCCGGGACCGAGUGGCUCCCUACUCGUCCCCGAGAAGUCUCGGCUUCUUAGCUUCGCUACACCAUCGCCACCCGCCGUCCCACCCGCGCCAAUCGCCCUCGCUGCUCCUCUGGCCGCCGUCGCCGCCGCUGCCGCCCACUGCGGACCAGAAGGGCAGCCCGCGGGUCUCCAAGCAGCUGUGCGGCCAGGGCUGGUUGCGGAGCUCCGCUCGGGCUGGGAGGAAGCAGCCCCGUCGCCACCGCUACCGGUCGCUGCUGCCCGCCGGCGACGACGAGGACGAGGAGGACGGCGACCCUCACCGCCUCCUGCAGCAGCUCAUCCUCUCCGGCAACCUCAUCAAGGAGGCGGUGCGGAGGUUGCAGUUGGCGGCUUCGACGGCGGCCGAGACUUCUUCCACCACGGGCUCCCCGGGCUCCGUUUCGUCCGCCGGGAGCUGCUGCCGCUGCAGUAGCAGCGAUGGAGACCCGGGCUCAGCCUUCGCCGUCGCCUCUUUGCAAGCCUUGCCCUAACGCCGCUUCUUCCCGGGAAGGCGCCGUGGGAAAGAGACCUCGUCUAGUUGGCGAGGUGAUCCCGGUACGCGCGGGGGAGAGGGUCGCCGAGGCGGCGGCGAGCGAGCGUGACUGCAAAGUGCCCCCAGAGGCGGAUUGUUCAAGCUUCGACCAGAUACUUGAAGCAGACCCUCGCGGGGGCUUUGCCAGUACUUUCAAGCGAUGCUUCUUGCACGCUUUUUCAAAUGCUCUUGAGCCACUUGACGAUCUGCUACUUACUGUUCCUCUUUCGGGGAAACGAAACGAAACAAAAGA
Messenger RNA from Notechis scutatus (mainland tiger snake), 1539 nucleotides. Its product is annotated as GSK-3-binding protein-like. The record is from RefSeq and is a predicted model, not a curated record. Gene Ontology annotation, cellular component: cytoplasm. Lineage: Eukaryota; Metazoa; Chordata; Lepidosauria; Squamata; Elapidae.